Glarea lozoyensis ATCC 20868 is the source of this 918-nucleotide messenger RNA. RefSeq lists its product as uncharacterized. The coding region runs from base 1 to 918 and encodes 305 amino acids. Lineage: Eukaryota; Fungi; Ascomycota; Leotiomycetes; Helotiales; Helotiaceae. The transcript has a single exon. The record is from RefSeq and is a predicted model, not a curated record.
AUGCCGAGCAUACUCACAGGAUUCGAAGCAAAAGCCAGAGCCAAAGACGAAGAGCACCGGCGGAAACUGGAAGAAGAAGUUCAACGACGCAAGGCUCAAGAACAAGACUCUUCUAAAGGCGAGAACGUCUGGUUUUCGCGUAGGAUCCACGAUGGACACCUCUACCACUGGGCAAUUUUCACCUACGGCAAGAAGUAUGAACUACGUCUACCAAGCAGAGAGAAGUACAAAGAUAUGCUACCAAACGGCCGACUCGUCGGCUCCGUAGUACCUUCUUUCAAGUACCAGGCCAACAUUGUGCCAUGGUCACUGGAAGAUGAAAUGAUGCAAGUGCGCGACGCAAGUCUGACCGCCGAAGGCAAGCCACAUGUCCAGGACUACUACGUCUGCCAGAUUGGAUGGACCACUUUGAGCGAACGCGACGUCGAUGCCCAAUGUGAAGCCGCCAUUUCGGCUUUUGGCAUUUACGUUCUCGGUUUCAACGAUUGCCAAAGCUUCCUGAAGCGGUUUGUGAGGAUGAUCAUUCAUCAACCUGAGGGUUGCGCACUCGACUACCAUUGGUUUGCGGAUAAUGUCGAGACGCAAUAUCUCAAACUGCAAGAGAUUGCUCCAGAUGAGAAUAUUAGAGCGUACCAGCUCCAUCUACAGAUGACUCUGGUGGGGGUGAUUGGUGGGGCUGCCGGCGGUACAGUUAUUGUGUAUGAGCAGCAGAAGCCAAUGGAGGCUGUUCCACAGGGAGGAGGUAGCAAUAAUCAUUCCGGUGGAGCUUCUGGUAAUGCGCACUCUGGUGCGGGCUCUAGUGGAAAUAAUAAAACUAGCAACGUUGGAGGUUUCAGUGCUGCACAGGGAGGCGGCUCUGGUGGAGGCAACAAAACUGGUAGCGGUGGAGGGGAUGGUGGCUGUGAUUGUAGUUGCUAG